Molecule: messenger RNA, 2118 nt
Organism: Nannizzia gypsea CBS 118893
Lineage: Eukaryota; Fungi; Ascomycota; Eurotiomycetes; Onygenales; Arthrodermataceae
Product: interferon-induced GTP-binding protein Mx1
Exons: 4
Coding region: 1-2118 (705 amino acids)
Cellular component (GO): cytoplasm; membrane; microtubule
Molecular function (GO): microtubule binding; GTPase activity; GTP binding
Source: RefSeq, a predicted model, not a curated record
AUGACGGUCGAAAAUACAGACUACCAAAAGCUCGGCGAUCCCGCGCUGCUGAGCAAAAUCGAUGCUCUUCUAGCCUGUGGGGUAGGAGAAUAUGUUGAUCUGCCGCAGAUUGUCGUUGUUGGCGAUCAGUCAAGCGGCAAGAGUUCGGUCCUGGAGGGACUGACGAAGCUACCUUUUCCGCGCAAUAGCGGUCUUUGUACGAGAUUUGCAACCCUGAUCACCUUCCGCCGUUCAGAAGCGAAGCGUAUCUCAGUGUCUAUCAGACCCCAUGUGAAUUCAGACAAGGAGCAUGCCGCAAAGGUGCGGGCUUGGAAGAGUGAGUGGGAGACUUUAUCGGCGCGUUCGUUUGGCCAAAUAAUGGAAGAGGUCUAUGAAGUGAUGGGGCUAUCGGGGCCCGAGGGCAAAUCGGGCGGGAAGACUUUCUCGAACGAUGUUCUUCAGCUGGAAAUAUCUGGGCCAGAAGAGGAUCAUUUGAGUGUUAUUGACGUCCCUGGGAUAUUCAAGAAUACGACUGAGGGCAUUACGACCAAAAGUGAUAUCGAAAUGGUGCGCGAGAUGGUGUAUAGCUACAUGCGAAACCCUAGAUCUAUUAUGCUCAUAGUCGUGCCAGCGAACGUCGAUAUCGCCACCCAGGAAAUUGUCGAGAUGGCGAGGGAGCUCGACCCAGAAGGUGAGAGAACUCUUGGUGUACUCACCAAGCCGGAUCUCGUGGAUAGGGGGGCGGAGAGCGACAUAGUUGACCUGAUCAGUGGGAAACGACCAGGAAACCGAGUACAAUGGAGCGUGGUGCGGAAUCCGGGGCAGAAGGAUUUGUGUGAUCAAAACACAGACCGGCAAGCGGAAAUGCGUCUCUUCCGCGAUGUGUCGCCCUGGAAUACCUUGGACCAAGACCGUGUUGGCAUCAGUGCUCUACGUAAGCGCCUACAGGAAGUAAUCACUUCUCGGACUCGCCAUGAGUUUCCUAAGGUCAAAGCGGAAAUUAGCAAGCGCCUUCAAGCCAGCCGCCGAAUGCUUCAAGCCCUUGGCGCUGAACGCGAUACUCCCGAGAAGCAGCGAGCAUUCCUAGUUGAUUUAGCGACACAGUACGAAAGAGUGACUUCCCACGCAAUGUCUGCUAACUAUGGGGCGGAUGAUCUCUUCGACAAGCAUAAAGAACUGAGAAUAGCAACUAAGGUCACUCAAAGGAACGAGGUAUUUUCUGAAGACAUGGAAUCUUGGGGCCACGAGCGACCUACUGAUAUGUCCAACGAUGGCAAUGAUUUGGACGCACCUGAGGAUACUAUCACGAUUCGGGAAACCGCCGACCUAGAUGACUUGGAGGAUAUUUUACAACCCCAGGAAUGCGUACUCCCACCUUCUCCAGGUAUCACCCACUGGCUACGCACCUUAUACAAGGAUUACCGUGGAUUUGAACUCGGAACAUUUGCGUCAACUCUUCUAGCAGCUCUUAUGAAAGAACAGUCCAAGAAGUGGGACUUGCUAGCAUUAGGCUACAUCAGCGACAUUAUGGUUAUGACGCAUUCAUACGUUCUCUGUCUCCUUGAAGCGAUCUGCAUCGAUGAACGAAUUAAGUCCGGUUUAAUGUCCGUCCUUAUGGAUGGCCUCCUCGAGAGGCAUAGCAAAGCAAGGGACCAGGUCGUGUUCCUACUCAGCAUUGAGAGGGCAGGCCUUCCUGCCACACUAAAUGAAGGUUUCAGCCUCGAUCUGCAAACACGACGCCAGGAACGACUCAACAGCGCGGAAGAGCAAAAGUUAAUGCAAAAGGUAAUCCUAGUUCCGACAACAUACACGAACGGGAUGCCGGUCCGAUCACCUGAGCCCAUGUCUCGAAAAAACAACUCAGACCAUGUUAUCCACGAGCUGAAUGACAUUCUCAGUUCAUAUUAUAGCGUUGCCCGCAAGCGAUUUGUUGAUAAUGUGUUGCUACAGGCUGCACAUUACAUGCUCGUGACUGGCCCAGAUACGCCUUUGCGGCUACUCUCACCGUCUUAUAUCCUCAGUCUUUCUGAAGAGCAGCUUGAAAAUAUUGCAGGGGAAGACCCGAGCACGGCAAGGAAACGUGGCAGUCUCAGGAAAGAAAUAGAAGGGCUCGAAAAGGGCCGAAGGAUUCUCCUGUGA